AUGCCUGCAAAAACUGCCGGCAAGCAGAAGCCGCAGCACAAGCCGAACAAGACAGAGCUCAAGAAGCAAAAGAGGAAGCGCGAUCAUGAAGACCUGCACAAACUCGCGGAGGCCAUUGCCCAGCUGGACCCCAAGUCUGGCAAGGUGAAGACUUUUGCUGACCUGUCGGCGGCCAUUUCACCUGCGACGGCAUCCGGCCUCCACGCAUCACACUUCACCAACAUGACCGAAAUCCAGGAACAAGCCAUCCCGUUGGCAUUGCAGGGCAAAGACAUCCUCGGUGCAGCGAAGACGGGCAGCGGCAAGACUCUGGCAUUUUUGGUACCGGUACUGGAGAAGCUCUAUCGCGAACAAUGGACAGAAUUCGACGGCCUUGGUGCUCUCAUCCUCUCCCCAACUCGAGAGCUGGCGGUUCAGAUUUUCGAAGUGCUACGCAAGAUCGGACGACACCACGCCUUUUCAGCUGGGUUGGUUAUUGGUGGAAAGAAUCUGAAGGAGGAGGCUGAGCGGUUGCUUCGAAUGAAUAUCCUUGUCUGCACGCCAGGACGAAUGCUGCAGCACUUGGACCAGACGGCCGGCUUCGAUGCAAACAACUUGCAGAUUUUGGUGUUGGAUGAGGCGGAUCGAAUCAUGGACAUGGGAUUCCAAUCUGCAGUUGAUGCGCUGGUUGAGCAUCUGCCCAAGUCGCGCCAGACACUCAUGUUCAGCGCAACUCAGAGCAAAAAAGUUUCAGAUCUUGCCCGACUCAGCCUGAAAGAUCCCGAAUACGUCUCCGUGCACCAAGACGCAACGACAGCAACACCCACUACCCUUCAACAACACUACAUCGUCACCCCACUCCCCGAAAAACUUGAUACGCUUUAUGGCUUUAUCAAAGCCAACGUCAAGAGCAAAAUCAUUGUCUUCCUCAGCUCCGGCAAGCAAGUCCGGUUUGUCUACGAAAGCUUUCGACAUCUUCAGCCCGGUAUUCCGCUACUUCACCUGCACGGCCGUCAAAAACAAAUCGCACGACUGGAAAUCACAAACAGAUUCACUGCUGCAAAGACAUCAUGUCUGUUUGCGACGGACGUGGUUGCGCGAGGCAUCGAUUUCCCUGCUGUUGACUGGGUCAUUCAGGCGGAUUGCCCCGAAGAUGCUGAUACGUAUAUCCACCGUGUGGGACGAACAGCCAGAUUCCAGAGCAACGGCCGUGCCGUUCUCUUCCUCGACCCCAGCGAAGAAGAAGGGAUGAUUAAGCGACUAGAGCACAAGAAGAUUCCCAUACAAAAAGUGCACGUCAAGGAGAAAAAGAAAAAGAGCAUCAAGAAUAAUCUGCAGGACAUGUGUUUUAAGUUCCCCGACUUGAAAUACUUGGGCCAAAAGGCAUUCAUCAGUUACACAAGGUCAAUUCACCUGCAAAAAGACAAAGAAGUGUUCAAGUUUGACGACCACGACUGGGACGCAUAUGCCUCGAGCCUUGGCAUGUCAAGCGACUCAGAAUCAGACAUGGAUCUGGACGGAGAGUACGAAAAGAAGAAGGAGAAGAAGAAGCCCGAGGUGCGGACGAAAUACGACAAGAUGUUUGAACGAACGAACCAGGACGUUUUGUCAAGCCAUUACUCUAAACUUGUGCUGGAUGGAGGCAAGGAAGACGAUGAUGAAGAGGAUGACUUUUUGUCUGUAAAGAGAAGACUAAACGAUGAUGAGGUCGAUGCACUUACAGGCAAGGCGACUAUCAACAAUGCCAAAGUCAUAGCGCUAGGCGGCGACGAUUUAUACGUCGUCGAUUCAAAACGCCGUGAGAAAGCCCUUCAGUCAAAGAAGAAGAUGGCCAAGUUCAUGGGCAGCUCGUCGAAGCUCGUGUUUGACGAAGAAGGCAACGCGCACGAAAUCUACGAGCUCCAAGACGAAGAAGACUUCAAGCAACAAGGUCCCGCAGAAGAGCAGCGACAGAAGUUCUUGGAUAGCGAGACGGUCAGGGUCAAGGAGGCUGACGUGGACGACAAGGCGCUCGCGAAGCAGAAGAAGAGAGAGAAGAAGGAGAAGAGAAAGGCGAGAGAAGCGAUGGAGAUGGCUGGUGGUGAGAGCUUUGAUGCGGAGCUUGGCGGGAACGGCGACGGCGAAGAUCCGUUGGCUUUGUUGCGCUCUCUGCCUAUUGCUGGGGAGGAUCGCAGUGAUGAUGACUCAGAUGCUGAGCCGCCGCGGAAGAAGGCCAAGAAGUGGUUCCAGGACGAUUCAGACGAUUCAGACGCCAAGAAGAAGAGCAAGGGCGGCAAGAAGAAGAAGGGAGGCAAGGUUAUUGAGGUGGAUCAGGAACCUGAAACAUUGGAGGACCUGGAAGCUUUGGCUGCAGGUCUGCUGGAUGGUUAA
This is a messenger RNA of Trichoderma breve, 2349 nucleotides long. RefSeq names its product DEAD/DEAH box helicase domain-containing protein. The record is from RefSeq and is a predicted model, not a curated record. Gene Ontology annotation, molecular function: ATP binding; nucleic acid binding. Gene Ontology annotation, biological process: rRNA processing. Gene Ontology annotation, cellular component: nucleus. The coding region runs from base 1 to 2349 and encodes 782 amino acids. The transcript has 3 exons. Lineage: Eukaryota; Fungi; Ascomycota; Sordariomycetes; Hypocreales; Hypocreaceae.